Molecule: messenger RNA, 1818 nt
Organism: Schistosoma turkestanicum
Lineage: Eukaryota; Metazoa; Platyhelminthes; Trematoda; Strigeidida; Schistosomatidae
Source: the annotation of a GenBank genome assembly
AUGGAUUCUGAUAUUAAAUUAGGCUUUUUAAAUGAUGCAGACGAAGAUUGUUAUAGUGUAGAACCGAAAGAAUUAAAUCUUAAACCAAAUCAAUCAACCAGUGUACGUAUAUGUGCUUGGCCAAAAUUCAAUAAACGUUAUGAUGAUGCGUUAGUUUGUUCAGUGAAAGAUAAUCCAGAACCGAUUUUAUUUAAAUUAGCAUGUGAUGGUGUUUUACCAGAAUUGGAAUUAGAUAAAAAAGUAUUUAAUUUUGAAAAAGUAUUAUUACAAAGAAAAGAAGUCCGUUCGAUUACAUUCAAAAAUCGUACUCUAUUACCAGCACAAUGGAAAUUGUCUGGAAUUGAAGCGCUGGGCGAAGAAUUCUCUAUAUCUCAAGAUGCUGGUAUUGUUGAACCACAGUCAGAAUUUACUGUUUAUGCUUAUUUUCGUGCAAUGAAAUCGAUGAAACCGAAUCAAAAGCGAAGUUUACGUUUGGAAGUUUAUGAUUUAGAAAAUAUUGCUGGUUUAAUACAAGUGGAAACGAUACAAGUAUUAGCUGAAGCCUAUGAUGUUGCUCUGGAUAUUACAUUUCCUAAAGGAAGUGAUGGUGGCAUUGAAUUUGGUCUGAUUAAAGUUGGUGAAGAGAUUAAACAUACUAUUACAUUGAAGAAUAAAGGUCCUUAUGAAAUCGUGACCAAUUUUCUAUUUAUAAAGAAUGAAAAAUUAAAAACCGAUUUCAGUAGUAUCUUCACAAUGUCACCACAACGUGUCAAUUUAUUGCCAACAGAUAAACUAACUCAAGUGAAUCUGACUUGUUGUGCACCGACAGAGUUAAUUUUAAAAGAAGCAGAAAUACUUAAAUGUCAAAUUAUUGAACCGAAUAUCAAAGGUACACCACAAUUGAUUGCAUCCAUACCAAUUAAAUUAUCAGUGAGAGCAGAAUUUAGCAAAUUUACAAUAUCUCCAAUACAAGAUAUUAAUUUUGGCUCACUCAUAUUACAUCAUCAUAAAUCAAGACAAUUGAUCAUUGAGAAUAAUGGCGAUUAUGAAUUUCGUUAUUCAAUUGUACCGAUUAGUAAAAUGUUAGAGCUUAUUGCAACACGUGAAGCUUUAUUGAAUAAAGAAACAACGGGUACGGUGAAACAUAAAAUGUCAGAUCCAACGAUGUUAAGUACAUCACAAUCUCGUCUACAACAGGGUUUCUUUACGCUGAGUCCAGCUAGUGGACUUAUUCCUCCUGGUAAUGCACAAAUUAUUACAGUUGAUUGUUUGGCUAAUACAUUGGGUCAAUGUGUAGAAGAAUUGGCGAUUGAAAUAUCUGAUCGUGAUAUGAAAUUAUAUCCACAUGGAAUAUCAUAUUAUCUUAAGGCUGAAGGUGAUCUACCAUUGAUUGAAACCAAUGAUGUUUCAGUGAUAUUUGAAGAACAUCAUGUUUGUAAAAAUUUGAACGUUCUCGAUUUACCUGAUCUAUCGAAUAUGAUCUCAUCUGGUAGUAUUUAUGGCAUUGAAGAGAAUCGUUUUGUUUAUAGAAAUGUUCUGGUUGGUUCACGUGUUGUAGCACGUUUUCGUAUAGCUAAUCGAAGUAAUGUUCCGGUGGAUGUGUCAUAUGAAAUUUGUGCCAUUGGAAAAACACCUAGUUCCUCUAAUCCAUCAUCAAGUGGUCGUUCCAGUAGUCGAAAUAGUCAACAAUCUACAACGUACGAUGCAUUUGAAGUGAUACCAGAGAAAGCACAAAUUGAACCACAUGCAUCGAGUUAUGCAAAUGUUACAUUUGCACCGACAUCUAUGCAAUUGCCAAAUAACACAACCAAAAACAAUCGAUUACCAUAUUCACAAUAA